AUGGCAAAGAGAACAUCACAACCUACUUCGACCUGCGCGGAAGACAGGUGGGAAAUUCUUGGCUUCUGCCAAGAUUGUCCCGCCCAUAAUCACAGUGAAGGGAAUACCUACUGUUCCGGCAAAAUUCCGAAUUUACUGAAGCAGCAGGAACGAAGAGCGGAGCUGGAAUGUGGUUCCCAGACUUGCAGCACAGACUCCGGCUACUUCCCGGACGAUGGUCCCGAGGCCGGGACAAAAUCGAAGCUCUUUAGGCGGUACAGGGUGUUAGUGCACCCGCUAGGACACAGCAUUAUCGGACUGAAAUCAUCUGUCCACACAUACCUGCCGAACAAGUCAAAAUUUUCACCGCAAAACCAUCAACUCUCACUUCCCUCCGUCCUGUUUAAAAUACACCAACUGUUCUCCGGGGACCUUCCUGCCACCGUUCAGGUGGUUGUGGAAAGGACAGGCCAUGACGUAAAUAGAGAUGGUCGCGGCCAAGGUAAGGACCCCAGGAGUUUGACCGCGCGCGAGUGGAACAUGGAGAGGAGACCUAACAUAUUGCUGACAGGUACUCCAGGUGUUGGAAAGACUACCCUUGGUAAAGAAUUAGCUGGAAGAACUGGAUUUACAUACAUUAAUGUGGGAGAACUUGCAAAAGAAGGUAAUCUUUAUGAAGGCUAUGAUGAGGAAUACUCGUGUCCCAUUCUGGAUGAAGACCGGGUAGUUGAUGAGCUUGAUGAUAAGAUGAGUGAAGGUGGGAUAAUUGUGGAUUACCAUGGUUGUGACUUCUUUCCGGAGCGCUGGUUCCACAUUGUGUUUGUACUUCGUACAGAUAAUUCAAUUUUAUACGACCGAUUGGAAAACAGGAGUUACAGUGGAAAGAAACUUGAGGACAAUAUACAGUGUGAGAUUUUCCAGACUAUAUAUGAAGAGGCUAUGGAGUCGUAUCAGGAGGAGAUUGUCCAUCAGUUACCCAGUAAUAUACCGGAGGACCUGGAAAGAAAUUUGGAUCAGAUCGUACAAUGGAUUGAACGGUGGAUGAAAGAUAACAAUUGAAUUUUGGCAAUUAUAAAUGUCCUUGUGCUAAGAAAAUGGACUUGCGUACAAAUGCCAAAUGUAAUCUGACAAAAUUGCGGAUUUUCUUUGAGCUGUCUUUACAGUGGUAUUUUCAGCAGCAGAAGAACAAAGGACUUUUAGGCUAUAUAGAGAUUUAAUUAAUUAUCAGAUAUUUACAUUCAAAAUUCAGUGGUGCACAUUGUAUAUAUUUUGCUUAUGGAUUAACAUUUAUGAAGACAGACUGUAUUUUUUCAUUUAUAAAUCCAGUGCCUAUUCUAAAUGAACUACUUAUGUAGAUAAGACUUUAAAAAAUGAUCAAUGCAUAAAAUAUUGUACAUUGAGAACAGAUACAAGUUGCAGAAGCUUUUCAUCAGGACAAAUGCAAGAAAGCCAAAUUUACACCAGCUGUAUUCCCAGUGCUUCGUUCGUGGCAGUGCCUCGACUAACCAGAGUAAACUUGCCAACCAAUCAGAAUCUUUUUCUCCCGUGGUGUAAAUUAUUGGUUGUCCAAAUUUGGCAAACUUAUGUUCGUGCUGACAAAUAAGUUCUAGACGUAUUCAAGAUACAUAUUCCAUGUUUCCCUUUGAAAGGAGAAAGGCAAGAUUAAUUAAGAACGCUGAGGUAUUAAACUUGAACAGGAAAGCUUGAUACAAUACUGCACCAACGUGAAAAGGUGACUGAGUAUUUGUUCAAAGUAGAUGUAACCAUUCAUUCAAAUUUAAUAUGUUUUAAUUUACUCACUUGGUGUUAGAUUUUAAAUUAAAAUCAAAAUAGUACUCCAUGCAUAAAGUACUCAUUCAAUUUUCUCUGUUCUAAUUUAUCAACUCCAAUAAAAAGAAUUGGUCAUGA
Rhincodon typus (whale shark) is the source of this 1887-nucleotide messenger RNA. It is a transcript of the gene ak6, whose product is annotated as adenylate kinase 6. Gene Ontology annotation, molecular function: ATP hydrolysis activity; ATP binding; AMP kinase activity. Gene Ontology annotation, cellular component: nucleus; cytoplasm. The coding region runs from base 1 to 1038 and encodes 345 amino acids. The transcript has 6 exons. NCBI's taxonomy places the organism in Eukaryota, Metazoa, Chordata, Chondrichthyes, Orectolobiformes, Rhincodontidae. The record is from RefSeq and is a predicted model, not a curated record.